AUGGACUCAGAGAAGUUGAGCUUCCAGGCUGGAGAGGCCAAGGGCCAAGCUCAGGAGAAGGCAAGCAACUUGGUAGACAUGGCUAGCAAUGCAGCUCAAUCUACAAAAGAAACCAUGCAACAGGCUGGUCAGCAGAUGAUGGCAACAGCACAAGGAGCUGCUGAAGCUGUGAAGAAUGCAACUGGCAUGAACAAAUGA
This is a messenger RNA of Arachis stenosperma, 198 nucleotides long. RefSeq names its product stress-induced protein KIN2-like. The transcript has 3 exons. Lineage: Eukaryota; Viridiplantae; Streptophyta; Magnoliopsida; Fabales; Fabaceae. The coding region runs from base 1 to 198 and encodes 65 amino acids. The record is from RefSeq and is a predicted model, not a curated record.